Messenger RNA from Larimichthys crocea (large yellow croaker), 3575 nucleotides. It is a transcript of the gene cog3, whose product is annotated as component of oligomeric golgi complex 3. Lineage: Eukaryota; Metazoa; Chordata; Actinopteri; Sciaenidae. Gene Ontology annotation, cellular component: COG complex; cis-Golgi network; membrane. The record is from RefSeq and is a predicted model, not a curated record. Gene Ontology annotation, biological process: intracellular protein transport; Golgi organization; intra-Golgi vesicle-mediated transport. The transcript is spliced from 23 exons. The coding region runs from base 60 to 2537 and encodes 825 amino acids.
CGGAACCGGAAGUGGCCUGUCUGUGUUGCUGCUGACGUUGGUGCUAGCUCGGAGCAGCCAUGUCGUUCACGGAUCAGUCUCUGCUGGACCUGACGGACAAAGAAACCCGGGAGAAGCUGUCGCUGUGGGACCGUCGCACCGACGCCACGGCUCCUCUCACGGACAGACAGAUGGACUCGGUGCUGGAGCUCCGAGCGGCGGCGGAGACGCUCGCUGUCCCGUCCGAGCUUCCCAUCGAGGACCUGUGCAGCCUGUCCUCACGGUCCUUGCAGUCCUCCUUCACGGCCACUGUCCCGGCAUCAACAGAGGACGUCCUGCUGAAAGGUUUCCAGAUGCUGGACAUGGAGAAUGACAGGAUAGAGACAGCACAGCAGUUUUUCGCCUGGUUUGCCAACUUGCAGGCGAACAUGGACCAGGACGAGAGCGUCAAAUACAGGAAAACCAGAGAUGAUCUAAACUGCUACCAGGAACAAUGCGAUGCUAUUCUGAAGGAUGUCAGUACGGCUUUGGAGCACUUGGAUUCCCUUCAGAAACAGUAUCUGUUUGUGUCCAAUAAGACCGGCACCCUCCAUGAGGCCUGUGAACAGCUCUUAAAAGAGCAGUCCGAGCUUGUUGACCUGGCAGAGAGCAUCCAGCAGAAACUGUCGUAUUUUAAUGAGUUGGAAACCAUAAACACGAAACUGAACUCGCCAGCCUUGUCUGUAAAUAGCGAUGGCUUUAUACCAAUGCUGUCGAGAUUGGACGACUGCAUCGAAUACGUUUCUUCACACCCAAAUUUCAAGGACUAUCCGGUUUAUUUGACCAAGUUUAAACAGUGUCUCUCCAAAGCUAUGCACUUCAUGAAGAUCUACAUUGUAAACACUAUGCAGAACCUCACGAGCCAGUUAACCAAAAGGGAUCCGAUGGGCCUGACCAACGCAGACAACGCCUUCACACUUUACUAUGUUAAGUUCAGAGCAGUCGCACCUAAAGUUAGAUCGCUGAUUGAACAGAUAGAACAGCGAGCCGAGAAGAUUCCAGAAUACCAUCAGCUCCUGGAAGAAAUCCAUCAGUGCUACCUUGACCAGAGGGAGCAGCUCCUCAGUCCGAGCAUUACAUCCACCAUUACUGACCUGACCAACCAGAACAGCAAAGACCACUGCGCUCUGGUUCGCAGUGGCUGCGCCUUCAUGGUUCACGUUUGUCAGGACGAACACCAACUGUUCAACGAGUUCUUCUCUAAACCUACGCCUAAACUAGACGAGCUGCUGGAGAAGCUGUGUUUGUCCCUGUAUGACGUCCUCCGGCCUCUUAUCAUUCACAUCAUCCACCUGGAAACCCUGUCCGAACUCUGCAGCAUCCUCAAGAAUGAGAUGCUGGAAGACCACGUCCAUAACAAUGCCACUCAGUUGGGGGCCUUUGAUGCAGUGGUGAAGCAGAUGCUGGAGGAUGUCCAGGAGAGGCUAGUUUACAGGACCCACAUUUACAUUCAGACCGAUAUCACAGGCUACAACCCAGCUCCAGGGGAUCUGGCCUAUCCCGAGAAACUGGAGAUGAUGGAGAGAAUUGCUCAAAGCUUGAAGGAAGAGCAGAUGAAGCAGAUGUCACAGGAGUCCAUGUUUUCUGAUGUUCAGCUCGAGGAUCCUGAUGGCAGAAGAAACAGUAACGCCGGGAACAUAGAAGCGUCGAGCCUACAGACGUCGAUCUCUCCCGCUGAUCUGCACGGCAUGUGGUACCCUACUGUCAGACGAACGCUGGUUUGUCUGUCCAAGCUCUACAGAUGUAUAGAUAGAGCGGUCUUCCAGGGUUUAUCUCAAGAAGCCUUAUCUGCCUGCAUCCAGUCUCUGCUUAAAGCCUCAGAUAUCAUCCUUAAAAAUAAGACGCAAAUAGAUGGGCAACUUUUCCUGAUCAAGCACCUGCUGAUAAUGCGUGAACAGAUUGCCCCAUUUCACACCGACUUUGCCAUCAAGGAAAUCUCACUGGACCUGAAGAAAACGCGAGAUGCCGCCUUCAAAAUCCUCAACCCUAAGGCCGUUCCCAAAUUCUUCCGACUUAACAGUCACAACGCCAUACUUGAAUUCCUGUUGGAGGGAACACCCGAGAUAAAGGAGCACUACAUUGACUCCAAAAAGGACGUGGACCGACACCUGAAGUUCAGCUGCGAGCAGUUCAUCCAGCAGCAGACUCAGAUCUUUGUGGGGAACCUUGAGGAGUUUCUCACCAAGGUCGCAGCUCUUAAAACAAUGGCCAUCCAAGGUGGUCCCACGUACAGUCUGUCUCAGCAACCUUGGGCACAGCCAGCAAAGAUCAACGAUAUAGUGAUGGCUACCUACCGGGUGAUGAAGAGCAAGCUGCCAAGCACUUUACAGAGCAUGUCCUUGUACUUAGCCAAUAGAGACACGGAGUUCAUCCUUUUCAAGCCUGUCCGGAAUAACAUCCAGCAGGUAUUCCAAAGACUGCACGCUUUGCUUCAGGAGGAAUACAGCGGAGAAGACCUUCAAAUCAUCGCAUGCCCAUCUAUGGAGCAGAUUAACCUACUGCUGUCUGUGAAUAAGUAAUGUCCAAGUUCAGGCGUGUGGCGAUGCUGGCGAGCACCCUCUGGAGAGCAACAGGAUGUUGCAACUCCUGCCAUGACCAGGAGCUGUGAGGCUGAGUAGGCGAGAUGACCGGAAGAACUGUACCUGAGCUGCAAACCGCAUCAAGGGCGCUGAACUGACAGCAAAGAGGGAAAAAAAAAACAACUUUGCACAAGGCCUAAGAUUCUCCGUCGGCGGCUCGAGUACAUACAAGUAUGUUGAGGUUCAGGUAUUCAUGUUGGAGUUCAUAAAGAACUGGGAAGUGGAGGAUGAUAUUUUUGGGUACUGACUUGAUCAUUUUGUUUGACUCAAAUUGAUGGUGGCGUUGUGGUUAGGGUUGUUUUCAUGUAGGAGAAAUCCAUUCUGACAAUUGUGGAUUCGUGAUCACAGUUGCGUCUCUUUUUUUUUUAAAACACCAAACUGGUUUGAAUCAAAACAAUUUGCACACAGUGUGACCGUGAGGGUGGACGAUGGGUGGGUGGGGGGUGGAAGGGAGUGAAAUAUAUUAAGUGUUCAGACAAGGACACUUUGUGUGUGCAAAUAGAGGCACUAAAGGGUUGUUCUUCAGCCAGGUAGCUAAUGGCCAGUAAGGAGGCUUGAAUUCAGAUGCCCCAGACUCCCUCGACGGGUCUGGAAGGAUAGCAAGACAAAGAAAAAUGCUGCAAAAUGUAACAUUGAGUAGAACUCUACGCUGGGCUGAUGUACUACGGGAUGCUCAAGUACCUCUCCUGAUGUUUUCUUAAAGAAAAGAGAAGAUGCUAUUCUGCUGCAAAUAUGUAAAGAAAUCUUAUGUUUUAUACUUUUUUCCUUUUAUAAAUAGGUUGAUCAAAACUAAUACUUUUACCUUUUUGGACCAUUUGACCUUGGCAGUUUUGCACUGUAUGAUUUAUGGGUGUGUUUCCUAGUGCUCCUCGCAGAGUAACAAAAAGUAACAUUUGCUUUGGUGUAUCUCCUGUAUAAAAUGAUGUGUACAGUUAAACUAUUUAUGAACAUUCUGAUUAAAAAAACCCCAAAAAGUUA